UUUAAUUUUGUAUAAUAUAAGCAAAUAUUAGGCGUUGUUUGCUUUCCUUGCCUUUCACUGUUAUAGCGGAAGAAAGGGCUGAGUUCUGGUGUGUGGGUUACACGAUGCUUGUUUCUGAUUGGCCAACUCUGGUGGCCCACGAUUGUUUCCGUGCUUUACCCAGCAGAAUAAACACUUCUCCUCUGUUAUCUUCUUCCUUUCACUGCUCUUCUUCUCUUUCCUUACCUCCCCUCAGAUACGCGGUGCUUGGCGCUGGUUUUGCCGGUCUCUCCGUCGUUUGGCAUUUGUUGAAGCACAGUCACAAGGAGUUAAAUGUGAGGAUUGAUAUAUUUGAUGAAGUAGGAAUUGGAGGAGGUGCCUCUGGAGUUUCUGGUGGUCUCCUCCACCCUUAUUCUCCGAAAGCUAAGCUUCUUUGGAGGGGUGCUGAGUGUUGGAGAGAAUGUUUGAUGCUUUUAAGUGUCGCAGAAAGGGCAGCUAUUUUAAAGGAAUCAACUUUUGAACAUGGAGAAUUCGGUCAAGCUGUUGAUGGCUUUAUAGUUAGAAGAAGAGGCAUUUUGAGACCAGCAACAAGCAUGAAGAAUUUGAAUGCGUUGUAUGAUAAUGCUCAGAAUUACGAUGCCAGUUGCAGAAUAGAGACCAUAGAUAAGCACGCUGCCCUAAAACUUGUGCCUCAUAUAUGUCUACCUUUUAACUCGGCCUUUCACAUGCCUCAAGCUGUAAAUGUUCAUCCUCUACGAUAUCUUCAGGCACUCUUCUCAGCUUGUGAAGAUCUAGUGAAGGAAUUAUCCUCUUCUAGCCAUGGACAAAAGUCGCUACACUUGCAUAAGAAAUCUAUUAAAAACCUGGCUGAAUUAGGAGAGGACUAUGAUGCAGUGAUAAUAUGUCUUGGUGCCAAGGCAGACAUGCUUCCAGAACUCUCUGGUAGGCUUCCUUUGAGGACAUGUAGGGGUGUAAUUGCCCACCUUCAGCUGCCUGGUAAUAUAAGGGAAGAGUAUCCGGACUGUGGCCCUUCAAUUUUAUCAGAUGCAUGGCUUGCUGUACAGGGGACACGCAGUUUAUAUAUGGGUUCAACAUGGCAGUGGAAGUCAAAAAACUCAUCUCCGAAUGUCUCAGCAGAUGAAGCUUCAAGCGCUCUUGAAGAGCUUCUACCAAAGGUGUCUGCUUUUUACCCAGGAAUAAAGGACUGGACUUUUACCGGAGCAAGGGCAGGUUUGAGGGCAAUGCCACCACUAACCCCACAUGGAUCGCUCCCGCUUUUGGGCUGUGUUGAUAAUUUUGUUGGAGAAAAUUAUAAUUGUAAAUAUUGGUUAUUUGGGGGACUUGGUUCAAGAGGUCUAUUGUACCAUGCUUGGCUUGGGAAUUUAAUGGCACAGGCUGUGCUUUCCUGUAACGAACAACUAAUCCCUGCUGAAUUGACCUCUUGGAAGAACAUGAAUAAAUAAAUUAAUGCAAUUUUUGCUUUCGUUGUUUUUGGUAUA
Jatropha curcas is the source of this 1478-nucleotide messenger RNA. Its product is annotated as FAD-dependent oxidoreductase family protein. NCBI's taxonomy places the organism in Eukaryota, Viridiplantae, Streptophyta, Magnoliopsida, Malpighiales, Euphorbiaceae. The record is from RefSeq and is a predicted model, not a curated record. Gene Ontology annotation, cellular component: cytoplasm.